CGGGAGACAACGAAGCGGACGUUACUCGCAGUACAGAGUUUUGCUAUUGAUUUCAAGAAAAAUACAUUUAUCUCCGAAAUGCCCAGAGUAACCAUGAGGAGAUGCAUUAUAAAAAUGAACGACCCCGCGAUUGGAGACUAUUUCAUGUGCAAGAAUUGCAAACAUUUCAUGUUGUCGAGAGAGACGGCAGAAUUGCAUCGUAAAUGUACCAAACAAGUAUUGGCCGCAUUUGAACCAAAGGAAGAUGUAUAUCGCUGUUCAACAUGUGGUAGAUACUUCGAUAACAAAGAGCAAUGGAGUGAACACAAUAACUUACACAAAGCAAUCGGAGAUUACGAUCCGUUCAAAUUUGCAUACCUUAUAGACGACGAUAAUUUUGUUAGGAGUUUACGUUUAUAA
Messenger RNA from Metopolophium dirhodum (rose-grain aphid), 399 nucleotides. RefSeq lists its product as uncharacterized. The record is from RefSeq and is a predicted model, not a curated record. The transcript has 3 exons. Lineage: Eukaryota; Metazoa; Arthropoda; Insecta; Hemiptera; Aphididae. Bases 79 to 399 code for a protein of 106 amino acids.